AUGUUCAGAAGAGCAUCCACUCUCAUCACCAAAUCACUCUGCAACACCUCCUUCGCCAAGCAAGGAUCAUCAUUCCUUCUCUUCUCUCACCAACCACAAUACAGAAAUUAUGCUGCUCAAACAACACCAACCGAGAAGGGUUCUGUUGCCGUUUUAUUGAGUGGAUGUGGUUAUCUUGAUGGUACCGAAAUUACCGAAGCUGUGAGCGUGAUGAUUCAAUUAUCAAAGAUGGGAUACAAGAUUGCAUUCUUUGCUCCGGAUAUCAAUCAAGAAGAAACUUAUGAUCAUCUUUCAAAGACUUUGGAUAAGAAUGAAGUGAGAAAUAUCCGUUCUGAAGCUUCUAGAAUCACCAGACAAAACGUUCUCAAAUUGGAACAAUACAGACCACAAUCUUUCGAAGCUCUCUUUAUUCCAGGUGGAUUCGGUGUUGCUAAAAACUUGAGUAAUUACGCUGAAAGCCCAUCAAACUUUAAGAUUCAUCCUGAAGUUGAGAAGGCCAUCGUUUCCACUCACGAAGCCAAGAUUCCAAUCGGAAUGUGUUGUAUUGCUCCAAUUUUGGCUGCCAAGCUCAUUCCAAAGUGCUCAAUCACUUUGGGAGAUUCCGAUCCAGCCACCACAGAAAAUGCCAGAGCUCUUGGUGCAACUUGUUUGCCUAAAGCAGCAAACCAAGUUGUUGUUGACAAGGAUAACAAAUUGGUAACCACUCCUGCAUACAUGGGCAAGAAUCCAACUCCUUAUGAAGUUUUUGAUGGUAUUGUAUCGAUGGUUGACUCUGUCAUUGAAUUGACUGGCUCAAAGAGUGACGAGGAAGGUGAAAUUGAUUUUGGCGUUUUAGAAGAAAUUGCUGCCAAGAAGGUCGGUAAAGAACAAUUCACCAAGAUGAAGGAACAAUUGUACGGAAAGAAGACAGCUUCCAAGUAA
This is a messenger RNA of Naegleria fowleri, 921 nucleotides long. RefSeq lists its product as uncharacterized. The record is from RefSeq and is a predicted model, not a curated record. Lineage: Eukaryota; Heterolobosea; Eutetramitea; Acrasida; Naegleriidae. Bases 1 to 921 code for a protein of 306 amino acids. The transcript has a single exon.